This is a messenger RNA of Eruca vesicaria subsp. sativa (arugula), 1099 nucleotides long. NCBI's taxonomy places the organism in Eukaryota, Viridiplantae, Streptophyta, Magnoliopsida, Brassicales, Brassicaceae. The record is from the annotation of a GenBank genome assembly.
CAAAAAUCGAAUCAACUCGGCCACCACCUCUUGAGGUUUCUCGUUGAUCGAUUCCAUACAAAAACCCCCAAACUCUCCUCCCUUCUCUGUACGCUCUUCUUCCGAUUCGCGAAAGAUCACCAAAUAGGAACUGCAGCAUCCAAGAGUUUCUGGAGAGUUUGAAUGAAGUUUUGAUUGGAAUCUAGGGUUGUUCUUCCAAUAAGGUUUUCCCGAUUUUUGAGGAUAAUGAGUGCCAUCAACAUCACAAACGUCAGCGUAUUGGAUAAUCCAGCGCCUUUUGUUAGCCCUUUUCAGUUUGAGAUUUCGUACGAGUGCUUGACUUCUCUCCAAGACGAUUUGGAAUGGAAACUUGUCUACGUAGGCUCAGCAGAAGAUGAGACUUAUGAUCAAACUCUUGAGAGUGUGUUUGUGGGGCCUGUUAAUGUUGGCAACUACCGCUUUGUCUUGCAGGCUGAUCCUCCAGAUCCAUCGAAGAUCCGGGAGGAAGAUAUAAUCGGUGUCACUGUGCUGUUGUUGACAUGUUCGUACAUGGGUCAAGAAUUCUUGAGAGUUGGAUAUUACGUUAACAAUGACUAUGAAGAUGAGCAACUCAGGGAAGAGCCUCCAACUAAGGUUUUGCUCGAUAAAGUCCAGAGGAAUAUACUCUCCGACAAACCUAGAGUCACUAAAUUCCCUAUCAAUUUUCAUCCAGAAGACGAGCAGCCUGCUACUGCUGCAGAUCCUCCUCCUCCUACUGAACAAUCUGAUGAACAACAACAACCUGAUGACAAGAGUGCUGAAACUCAAGUUUUGCCUGAUGAGCCACCAAAACCCCAUGAAUCCUGAUUCUUCCUUAAGCCAAGGUCUAGUUGAAAGAAAAAACUGGAUGAAAAAGCUGUCAUCUCCAAGAUCUUUUCAUUUUGUUAAAUCAAUCACCAAACAUUAUCUGGAAGUUUUGUCUUGUCUAGGGAAGUGGUUCCUUACAUGUUUGAAUGUGUUUUGGGCAAAGGUUUAAUCGAAAGCAAAACAAUACGUUCCAAAUCAAAAUAACGUUGAGUGUAUUGAACAUUCAAAAUGUGUUUGUUAUGUUAUGUACGAUGGUGUAACAUGAGCCAAUUUU